Tribolium madens (black flour beetle) is the source of this 747-nucleotide messenger RNA. Its product is annotated as EF-hand calcium-binding domain-containing protein 1-like. Lineage: Eukaryota; Metazoa; Arthropoda; Insecta; Coleoptera; Tenebrionidae. The transcript has 3 exons. Bases 50 to 721 code for a protein of 223 amino acids. The record is from RefSeq and is a predicted model, not a curated record. Gene Ontology annotation, molecular function: calcium ion binding.
UACUCGAGAUUUUUUGACAGUUCAAUUUGAAAUUUGACAAGUGGUUAAAAUGUCGUUCGGGGUCAACUUGGACUCCUCCAUGGACUCCAUGGAGGAGACCCGAUUCAAGAAAAAACACUCAGAUUUGAUACAGAAAUUGGCAAAAAAACUACAUUUCACUUAUACUGAACUAGAAUGCAUCUUUAUCAUCUACUACAAACUCCAGAAGGACAAUGCUGAUAAGAAUCUGAACGGAAUUUCCAAAAACCAACUCCGGGAUGUGCUCCACAGUGGACUUGAUAUGACAGAUGAUGGACUUAUGGACCGGAUUUUUUCCGUUUUUGAAAGGGGCCCCAGUACCUGUGUCUCAAUGGAGACUUGGGCGACGGCUUUAUCUCUUUGGUUGAAAGGGACUUUAGAAGAAAAAAUCGACUAUUGCUUUUCAGUUUAUGACCUUCUGGGUGAUGGUUUGAUUGGACGCGAAACCAUGUUUUAUUUUUUGAGGACGUCACUGAUCAGCCAGAGUAGCGAAGACGACGCCGAAGAGUCAGUCAAAGACAUGAUCGAGGUGAUAACAAAAAAAAUGGACGUCGACCGCGACGGCAAAAUCUCCUACAACGAUUACAAAACAACAGUUUUGAACCAGCCCAUGAUGUUGGAAGCUUUGGGUCAAUGUCUCCCCACUCGUGAAGCCGUCCAUACAUUCAUAACGACAUUUACCCCCAAAAUCGGCAAAAUGUAAUACAAAAAAAAAAUACAAACCUCUUC